GCGAGCGCCGCCGAGGCCCCGGGCCCCAAACCCGGGCGGCGGCGGCAGCCAGGACGACAGGGCGAGGGCCAGCGGCCUGAGCACCCACAGCAGCCCUACUCCUGGACCUUCGCGGGCCUCGACGGCCCAAUCGCCCAACUUUUCUACCCUGCACCUCCCCUCCCCCGAAACUCCAGCAACAAAGAAAAGUAGUCAGAGAAGGAGCGGCGACGCCGGGUCGCCAGCUCCUCGUCUCCUGGUUAGACAGAAUACAGUUAUGGCCACCCAGGUAAUGGGGCAGUCCUCUGGAGGAGGAGGAGGGCUGUUUACCAGCAGUGCCAACAUUGGAAUGGCCUUGUCUAACGACAUGUAUGACUUGCAUGACCUCUCUAAAGCUGAACUGGCCGCACCGCAGCUUAUUAUGUUGGCAAAUGUGGCUUUGACUGGGGAAGUAAAUGGUAGCUGCUGUGAUUACUUGGUUGGUGAAGAAAGACAGAUGGCAGAAUUGAUGCCUGUUGGGGAUAAUAACUUUUCAGAUAGUGAUGCAGAAGUACUUGAAGAGUCUCCUGAAAUAAAAGGUGAACCUAAUGGACUGGAAAACAUGGAACUGGAAAGUUUGGAACUCAGUGUUGUAGAACCUCAACCUGUAUUUGAGGUAUCUGCUGCCCCAGAAAUUUAUAACACAAAUAAAGAUCUUCCUACCAAAACACCAGGAACAGAGGACAAGUGCAAGAACUUGAAGACCAAACCAUUUCGCUGCAAGCCAUGCCAGUAUGAAGCAGAAUCUGAAGAACAGUUUGUGCAUCACAUCAGAGUUCACAGUGCUAAGAAAGUUUUUGUGGAAGAAAGUGCAGAGAAGCAAGCAAAAGCCAGAGAAUAUGGCUCUUCUGCUGCUGAGGAGGGAGAUUUCUCCAAGGGCCCCAUUCGCUGUGACCGCUGUGGCUACAAUACCAACCGAUAUGAUCACUAUACUGCGCAUCUGAAACACCACACCAGAGCUGGGGAUAACGAGCGAGUCUAUAAGUGCAUCAUUUGCACGUAUACCACAGUAAGCGAAUAUCACUGGAGGAAACACUUGAGAAACCAUUUUCCUAGGAAAGUAUACACAUGUGGAAAGUGCAACUAUUUUUCAGACAGAAAAAACAAUUAUGUUCAGCAUGUUCGAACUCAUACAGGAGAACGCCCGUAUAAAUGUGAACUUUGUCCUUACUCAAGUUCUCAGAAGACUCAUCUAACUAGACACAUGCGUACUCAUUCAGGUGAGAAGCCAUUUAAAUGUGAUCAGUGCAGUUAUGUGGCCUCUAAUCAACAUGAAGUAACCCGCCAUGCAAGACAAGUUCACAAUGGGCCUAAACCUCUUAACUGCCCAUACUGUGACUACAAAACAGCAGAUAGAAGUAACUUCAAAAAACAUGUAGAGCUACAUGUUAAUCCGCGGCAGUUCAAUUGCCCUGUAUGCGACUAUGCAGCUUCCAAGAAAUGUAAUCUGCAAUAUCAUUUCAAAUCUAAGCAUCCUACUUGUCCUAAUAAAACAAUGGAUGUUUCAAAAGUGAAACUAAAAAAAACCAAAAAGAGGGAGGCUGACUUGCCUGAUAAUAUAACUAAUGAAAAAACAGAAACAGAGAAGACAAAAAUAAAGGGAGAUGUGGCUGGAAAGAAACAUGAGAAGCCUGUAAAGGUAGAGAGAAAAGAUAAUGUUUCAAAAGAGAAAAAGUCAUGUAAUGCCUCAGUGGCCCAAGUGACUACCAGAACUCGCAAAUCAGCAAUGGAGACUAAAGAGAUGGAUGUGCCUGCAGGAAAUAAUUCAGAAAAAUCCUGUAAAACCAAGAAAAGCAAAAGGAAGAUGGGAGCUGAAGCCCAUUCCUUAAAUGAUCCUGUGAAUGAUGAAGAACCUAUGACAAAAAAGAAAAAAAAAGUAGAAAGCAAAUCCAGAAUCAGUCAGGAAGUGUCAAAGGAUGACAGCAAAGUGGAGGAGAAUAAAAAGCAAAACACAUACACAAAAAAAAGUACAAAGAAGAAAACUCUGAAAAAUAAUAAAUCAAGUAAAAAAAGCAGCAAGCCUCCUCAGGUCGAGUCUGCUCAGAAGGGGCCUUGCCAGAAGAAGCCUGCUCAGGUAGAGCCUCCUCAGACAGGAACAGCUCAGAAGCAGCCAGCUCAGGUGGGGCCUUCUCCCAUUGAUCCACUUCCUCCCACAGGCCCUCCUUCUGUGGAUCCUCCUCCUCCCAUGGAAUCUCCUCCCAUGGAACUGCCUCCUUCCGUAGUGUCUCCUCCUCGGAUGGAGCCUCUUCCUCAGACGGAGCUGCAGCCUCAGACAGAGCCGCCACCUCAGACAGAGCCGCCACCUCAGAUGGAGCCUCCUCCUCAGACAGAGCCUCCUCCUCAGACGGAGCCUUCUCCCCUUAUGGAGCCGCCUCCUCUGAUGGAGCCCCCUCCUCUGACGGAUCCCCCUUCUCAGACGGAGCCGCCUUCUCAGACGGAGCCGCCUUCUCAGACGGAGCCGCCUUCUCAGACGGAGCCGCCUCCUCAGACGGAGCCGCCUUCUCAGACGGAGCCGCUUCCUCGGAUGGAGCCUCCUCAGGUGGAGCCGCCUCAGAUGGAGUCUCUUCAGAUGGAGCUGAUUCCCAAAAAGUCUCCUCCCCCAAAAGAUGAUAAUAAGGAAAUGUGUGACACACAGAGUGAAAUGGCACGGAAGGAGCAAGUCCUUAUUGAAGUUGGCUUAGUGCCUGUUAACAGAGAUAGCCAGGCUCUAAAGGAAAGUACAAGCACACAGGAACUCCUACCGUCACCACUGCCACCAAAGGAAGACUUAAAGGAAGAGGAAUCAAAAGACCAAAAAUCAUUCUCUGAAGAGGAAGGAAUUAAAGAAGCCUCUCUUCAGAAAGUAGGAGCAGAAGACGCAGACAAGAGUCUAGCUGGUCUUACUGCUACUACCGAGGAAUCUACCAGUAUUUCAUCUUGUGAAAAAAACUUGAAAAUGCCAGAGGGUGAUAUUUUAGAUGAUAAACAUCAGGCUGACACUAUGCUUUGUAAAAUGGAAACGGAUACUGAUCAAAACAAAACAGAGAGUCUCUCUGGUAAAGACUCAGUUAAACCAAUUUUACCACUGCUUCUUCCCCCACCGAUAGAAAAACGUGAAACAGUGUCCAAAACUGCUGUGACAUCACCUCCUGUUACCACGGCAGUAAAUGAGUCUCAGGAAAUUGAUGAAGACGAAGGCAUUCACAGUCAUGAUGGAAGUGACCUAAGUGACAACAUGUCUGAGGGUAGCGAUGAUUCUGGAUUGAAUGGAGCUCGACUGGUUCCACAAGAAACUAGCAGAAAAAAUGUAAAGGAAGCUUUGUCAGUCAAAGUGGCUGAGGGAGAUUUUGUUUGCAUUUUUUGUGAUCGCUCUUUCAGAAAGGAGAAAGAUUACAGCAAACACCUCAAUCGCCAUUUGGUUAACGUAUACUUCCUUGAGAAAGCAGCUAAAGGGCAGGAGUAAUUAACUUUGGACAAAGUUACAGGUCUAUCAUAUUUUAUAGUCAUUUAUAGUAGUAGGCAACCUUUUAUUUUUAAGAUUGCUUUAAUUAGUGUCCAGCGUUGAUUUUAAGUGACACUUAUCCUUAAGACUUUUUUUAUACUGAUUGAUAUAUAAAUUGGCAAAUCCAAGGGAGUUAGUACUAAAUCAGCAGAAACCUAAAUCUGUUAGCUUAUGCAUUUAAUUGAAAUGAGAAAGCCAAGACGAUAUAGAAUUCUGUUGCUUUGUUCAGGUACAACGUGUCGGUUUUUUUCCAUUUCACUGUAUUCAUAGUUUGUUAUUUAGCUCUAUAAAAAUUGGCAUACUCAACAGCAAAUUACUUGAAGAAUUUGCCUGCUUUAUAUAAAGUUAGCACUUUAAAAUUUUUUUUAGAGAUGAGAAAAGAUACUUAAAUUGAAGAAAAACUCUCCCAACAAUGGACAGUGUAUUGGUCCAGGUAUUUACUUUCUGAGUUUUGAUCAUUGUUUCUUAUUUGUGUAUGUUACUGGUCAUGAAAACAGUGAUUUUGGUGUGCUUUGUGUGUGUGUGUGUGUGUGUGUGUGUGUGUGUAGGGGGGGUGCUUUAAUGGCUUAAGAUGUUGCACAUUUUUUUUUUGUUUGUUUUUUUACCUAUGCAGUUAAUUUUUAAAAAAAUAGCAUUUGUGUUGAACAGGAACACUUUAUACAUAUAUAUGCAUGUUUAUUUUGGCCUCUUUGGAGGGAUGCUUUUAGGCUUGUUUGCAAAAGGACAGUUUUCUUUUUCUUUGCUGCGAUUGUCUUUUUUGCAGAAUAUUAGCGUGCAAGUUUGUGAGCAAAUGAAACAUGCAGGCUCAAUCUUUUUUUUUUUAAAUUUCAUAUCUUUAUAUCUAUGCUGUAUUUCAUGUAGGUUAUUUAUUUUGAAUGGAUGUAGUAAAUUUGUAACUCUCAGCUUUGAUUUUUGCAAUAAACCACUAGGCGCUAUUGAAUGGAUUUUUACAUCAAAUUACCAACCAUCGGUAAUUAUAUUUUGCCUGUUUUGGUACAGCUAUGUCCUGACUGUACAGUGUUAAAUAGUAUGUUUGAGAUAAACCUUCUUCCAUAGGUGGCUGGCAUCCAUAUGGCUACUCAACUGAGUAAAGAAGUGAUAUUUGAAAACUGCACAUCUUGAUUUAGGAGACAGACAUAUGUUCAAGUUAUACUGAAUAUUGCUUGUGAGAUUCCAAAGCCAUAACUAUUACAGCAAGCCUAGGGUAAGACAGCAGUAGUGUGAGUACUGGUAGACCAGCUGGAACUUCCUAUGACUACAGUAUAAAAGGCUGGUGAAAUUUGAGUACAGUCCAGAUUUUAAAAUCACACUUUCUCAGGGUUUUCCACAAACUAGUGGGUGUCCUGGCUGUCCCUGUAACAGCCUCUUUCUAUAGAUGGGGCCUAAAAUGAAUUGCAACUGUCUUGUGUUCCAGUGGGGCACUUUGUAUGAAAAAGGAAGUGUACUCUCAAACAUUUUUGUAGGUUCUUUGGAUAGUUGCCAAAGAAUAUGAAAGAAUUCAACAUAGGAUUUUUGGCAGUUCUUGCUUACAACAAUUAUUCAUUCAGUAAAAUAAAAUAUCCCAUUAGGGGAUCCUGAACAAUUCUGGCCUCCCAUGACUUAUUCUGAAAUAAUCAACUUAAUACUUCAUUUAUUUUUUUUAUCUGGUGAUCUCUUUGAGGCAAGUUUCAGAUUUUGGCAGUAUAACUUAAAAGAUUGGGAAAAAAAACAUUGAUAAAGUGUGGGUGGAAAACUGUUAAAAAUCUUGAGUGAAGUUAAAAAAUGUUUGGACUUGGAAUUGACUGAGAGGCCAAAGAUUUAAGGAAGCAGAAGAUUCUCAAGACACGGAGUAAAUUGCAUGAUGUGUGUUGUGUUUUGUGUGUGUGAAUGGGAAUUACUAAAUGAUGUUGAAUUCUAGGCUCUGACAAUCAUUGUCAACAGAAGAUCAAGUUGCAAAUAUUUAUGUUUUAAAUUUAAAUUAUAAAGCUAGUAAAAUCUUUCUAACAACUAGUUUUAAUGCUCAUGGGUACAUUUUGCGUAAGUUACCUUUUGCAGUAUGUAUAGAAAGAUUCACCUUGAGCGUAGAUGGAAGAUAGGGAAUCACAGAUUUUUGUGGAUUCUUUCAUACUUCUGGGGAAUGCCGAAGAAUUCAACUAAUUUCUAAUCUAGUUUUUAGGCUAGAAUGCUAAAAAAGACAAAAAUAUGCAGGAAACUAAUUGGUCUAUAAGAACAUUAUUACUGGAAAUUGAGUGGGAGUUUUGAGGCCUUUCUUCCAGAAAACAAGGACUUUUGAUGGUCAGGCCUAUAUUAGGUUCUGAACCUUAAUGCCAUGUAUUCGUACUUAUUAAAAAUUGUAUCAAUGGAAAGUAUAUUAGUAAUAUGAACUUCUAGUUCAGUUGGGAGUUCUUCCAUUUAAAAAUGUGAUAUUUGCAUGAAACUGUUUGACUCUUUGUUUUCUCAGCCCUUACCCUCCUCCCACUGAAUAGAGUUGAAACUACAAUUUUCCCUUCUUGAUAAAGGAACAAAAAAUGAACAUGUAUUUGUAAAUCGAUGCUUAGUAACUAGUGAUAAACUUGAAAUACUAGAACACAUUAUAAGCCUAAUCCUAGAUAGUCUUAUGAAAAUGUAUCUCUUUUAACUAUCUUUUGAACCUAUAUUCACAUCGGUUUUGAAGAUAUUUUAAAUUAUAUUUUUUCCUCUUUUUUUUUCCAGAGCUGCUUCUUCCUUGGGGAGCUACAUGUAUUCUUUUUUUUUUUUCUCUAAUUGCGGUGAAAUUCACAAGGAGCUAAGUGUUCUUGAUAAGGCUUCUUAUAACUGGGUGGAUGUACUGCUCUAGUCUUCCAGGAAAGGGGCCCUUUUAUUUUUUAGAGUCACUUCCAAAGUCACAUGGUCUUUGAACUUUGGGGGCUAUUUUGCUUAUAGGUGCUGAUAAAAGUCUCAACCCAAGUAGACCCCGUGGCAUGUCGCCCUGUGAAUGUUAAUGAUGGAAAGAAUACCUUGCCUGUAGUACCUUAUCAGUUCUGGACUGAAAAGUUGGGGGUGAAACUUAGUUUGGUUUUUUUUUGGUCUUUAUUAUAUAAAUCAGAAAAACUUUACAGCCAGUGUACUGAAUUUCGCUGUUGACCUCAGCAGGUGAACUGAGCUGAUAGUGUUAAUUCACAGUCCAGGAAUUACCUGAAUCUUGGUUUGUGUAGAUUUACAAUCUACAUGCAAUAUUAACAAAACCAGGUAGCUUUUACAGUUUCGUGUGUGUAUAGGUUCCUCUCAAAUUACUCCCCCUCCCCCACAUACACACUCAGUAGUUAUUGAACUUUGUAAGCUGGCAUUGAAACUAUAACGAAAUUGUAUCAUUUUUUAACUUUUACAGUGCAAUACGUGUGUUUUUCUGAAGCAAACCAAAGGUAAAUUUCUCAUGGUUCUUGCUGCCUGCUUUAGCAGCAUUUGAGGGAGGAUCUUUUAUACAUUUGUAUUUGUAAUAGAUGAAAAACCAGGUGUAAAUCCUCUUUUUUUUUUUUGAAAUCUUAAACCACGCACCAAGGUUUUGGUCCAAAUUGUGUAGGAUAAGUUGAACUUCAAUUGAAUUCUGUUAACCAUUAUGAGUGUAUUUCUGUAAACAUAGUUAUGUUGAAAUAAAGUUGGGAAAAAAAAUACAAUGAUGGCUUUGUUUAUUAUUGGUACAUAAGUAUCAAGGAAGUCAACUUAACUUUGUUGGUAUUGCAAGUGUAUCAGUGAUUCCCAAAGUUAUUUUCUUACAUAUCCUAUAAUAGGUGGAAAGGUUUUGGGUAAUAAUCCAGUGGGUGGUGCUCCAAAGCAUCCUGAUAAUGAAAGAUAAAACGCUUUCUUCAAGACAAAGGGUCUGGGGGAGAAACUGGACAAUUCAUUAAGGUUUUACAUAGUAAUUCCCUCUUAACCACAGAUCCCUUUAAAAGUAGUAAUAAUAGGCCCUUUUCAAUAGUAGAACUGAGAUUAGGAUUUAGAUUUGUAAUUAGAAAUAAAAAGGGUCAAAGGGAAGAUAGGUUGAAGUUCUUGAAAUAGUUUUUAAAUUGAGUGUUCACUGAGUGCCAGGGCACUAUUUUUUAUAGAGAACCAAAUUCUUUAUUCAUGUGUUGCAUUUGAAAUAUUGUUAGUUGACAUCCUUGGCCUGUGAUUCUUUUCCAUAGUCCUUAACCAGACAACUGCAGCCAACAACUUUUCUACCUUUCCCAGAGAUUUACCCAUUUCCAUAGUAGUCAUCAACCUUAUUUAGGUUGAUUUAGUGUUUAGCACGGAGGGCCUCUGCCAACUUGUUAUGUUCCUCACAGUUGCAAGCACGCAGAGAUGAGUUUGUUACUUGUCUUUGUCAGCUUGGCAAAUUGCACAUGCUAGACCAUCAUGAAUGAGGAUAGUCUUAAUUCAUGUAGAGCUGUAUUAACAACUAUAAUGUCCUAGCCAUGACAGUUGGUUAUGGGUGAAGCCCCAUUUUGAAUGCCCCUGAAAGAGCUAGGGCACAAGUAUGAUCUUAAGGGUUUUAUAGAGAAGUAAAUGAAACCCAGGGGAAAGAGAAACCAGAAUCUUAGGCUUUGCUUCCUCUGUUAAUGGAAAGGAAUAGGUUUCUAUAUUGUGGAGUUUAGAGUAAGUGGAGAAGGGGUUGGAGAAACCUCCCCAACUGUGUAAAGUGUCAAAGUAAAUGGAUGGUAUUCAACUGUUCAGAUGUAGCAUGUGACCUGGAAGAUAACCAGUUGCAAACCGGAAGGAAUAUUUGUGAUUUUACCUGCCUCUCCCCCCGCCCCCAAGGCUUCUCAUCAGCAACAAGGCGAAUUAAAUUUCUAAGCAUUUCUGUGGCGUGGUAGAGUCAUUGACAAGAGUUCAUUGAAAUUUUUACCUGACUGGGGUGUAUGGAAUUUAAAUAAGAUGUUAUUGAUAGUCUUAUUUGGUAUGCUAUCUUUAAUGAAUGAAAUAAUUGUUACAAGUAUCUUUCUCUAGUAUAUUCCUACCUCCUUCCCAAAAAAUCCCGUAUGAUUUUUACAUGUAUCAAACAUUUAUACUUGACCUCCUUCCUCCACUCUUUUUUCCCACUUGAAGGUUUCGUAGAUUAAUCCUAGUUUAUAGGUAGAAUUAACAGUAUCAUUAUAUGAGCUUCCUUCUAGGGUACUUUGCAGCUCUUAUCCUCAGCUCUAAGACGGGUAAGUGAAAGUGCAAAAAAUUUGCUAAUGUUAAUUAGGGAAAAUUCAAUGUUAAGGCUUUUCAAAAGAUGUUGAUGUUGACGCAUGCUACAUCAAGUGCUAUAUAUAGGUCCUGGAGUCAGACCUGGGUUUGCACUGGACUUGUCUCGCUUACUGAGUAUAAUUGGGAGAUCAUUCUAACUUUACUCAGCCUCUUUACUCAUCUCUCAAAUGGGGAUAAAUAGUACUUCCACAGAAUGGUUUUGACUAUAUUGCAUGGUUAAGUGCCUACAUGUUAGUAUUAAGACCUUUUGCACUGGGUCCAAGCCCAGUAAAUAUCCUUAAAUAUAUAAUGUGCCUCUCUAUUUGGGAAUGGUUAAGUUGUAUAACUCCUGCUUGUGCAAGUUAGCAUUUUAGUGCUGAAGUAGUAUGAGCUUUCGUAUCAGGCUAGAUUGUAAUUUUCAUGAGAGGAAGAAUGCUUUUAUGUUUGCUAUUGAAGCACCUGAAACAGUAUCUGGCCCUUAGUAGGACAAAUAAUUGUUAAUUGGCUAGCCCAAGAGUAUGUGUGUCGGGAUGGGGGGGGGGAUUCCCCUUGGCUUCUAAUGUAGUUCUACUGUAAUUUUUUAAUUCUGAUAAUCCAGAAAUCUCUAAGUUUCUAGACAAACUGGGGUGUUUUUCUCUUGGAUGAUGUGAGGAGAAUCAAGUAGCAGGAAAUAGCAAGCCUUGAAAAACAAUCUGUAAAUGAGUAUAUUACACUAGAAGGUAUAUGUCAGUUUAUCUCAUUACCGAUUAUGUUAACUUUUAUCAUUUGGUUAAGAUGUCCUUCAGGUAUUUCCCUGUGAAGUUAUUUUUUUCCUUUUAUAAAUUGUGUGUGGGGCAGGGGAAGGAUACUUUGAGACUAAAUAUCCUGUUCUCAACAUUCACCCAGUGAUUUUAGCAUCUGUUGAUUCUUGCUGGAAUCAAUUAUUACUAUUACACCUCCAUUUAAACUAGCUGGUAUUCUGUCAAGAAGAGUUUUUCCUUCUCAUGUCCUAAUUUGUAACUCGAUAUUGGUGUGGAUUCAUGGUUUUUUGUUUCAUUCGUGUGCCCCAAUUCAGCGCCCUUUCCAGCUGACUAAAUGAGAGUUAGUCUGCUAAUAUACUUAUUGUGUUUGCCAUGUUGUUUCCUAUUCAUGGCGACCCUAUGUGUGCAGAAUAGAACUGCUCCAUGAGAUUCUCAGGGCUGUGAACUUUUGGAAGUAGAUCGCCAGACUUGUCUUCUGAAGUGCCUCUGGGUAGGUUCGAACUGCUAACCUUCCAACCAGUAGUCAAGUGCUUAAUCAUUUGUGCUAUCCUGUGACCCCUGCUAAUAUACUUUUGGGCUCCUAAUUAUGACCAAAUACUUUGAAAAGUCAGAUAUAUCAAAUUUCUGCUUAAGUCAUUAACAGUACUAUAAAAUUUAUGAAAGCUUGAUGGAAUAUGUUAAGGGAUAAAUUGUAAACGAAAGUUUGCAAGUAAUCAAGAUUGUAUCACCAGAAGAGGCAAUCUUUGAGAACAAUAACCUAAUUCUUUCUGAAUGUCAGACUGCUGGUGUGCUUUUUAUUGAUUUUAGAGUAUUACAACUUUCUUUUUCUGUGUACUCUAAUUAGAUCAUCAUUCUAAAAGAUCAUAUAACAUACACAACUGCAUUCUCACAGAAAUUUAAACAAGCGAAAAUCUCUUUUGACAAACUUUGACCUUCAUUUGUUUCUUUAGAGUUAACUACUGUUAACUUACUACUUCCAUCUGUGUAUGCACAUUGAAAUGUAUAAUUUGUGUAUUUUACAUAAAUGAGAUUGUUGAUACUGUUCUGCACCUUGCAGAAGAAGUCUUUAAUUUGAGGUCUCGGUCAGUAGUUAGAGACCUACCUCGUUCUUUUUAACUAAGGCAUAGAGUGUUCUGUAGUAUGGAUGUGUCAUGGUUUAGUUACCUUGUUGUUAGGUGCUGUCCAGUUGGUUCCAACUCAUAGCAACACUACCUGCUCCUGCACUAUCCUCAGAGUCGUUGAUAUGUUUGAGCCCGUUGUUGCAGCCACUGUGUCAUUCCAUCUCGUUAAGGGCCUUCCUCUUUUUUGAUGACCCUUUACCAAGCAUGGUGUCCUUCAGAAACAGCCCCUUUCUGAUAACAUUUCCAAAAUACAUGAGACAAGGUUUUGCCAUCCUCCCUUCCAAGGAGCAUUCUGGCUGUACUUUUUCCAAGAUAGAUUUGCUCAUUCUGGUAGUCUAUGAUAUAUUCUGUAUUCUUCGAUAACACUGUAAUUCAAAUGUUGUUGUUGUUAGGUGCCAUGGAGUUGGUUCCGACUCAUAGUGACCCUGUGUACGACAGAACGGAACAGUGCCUGGUCCUGUGCCAUCUUCACAAUUGUUUUUAUGCUUAAGCCCAUUAUUGCAGCCGCUGUGUCAAUCCAUCUUACUGAGGGUCUUCCUUUUUUCCACUGACCCUCUACUUUACCAAGCAUGAUGUCCUUCUCCAGGGACAGAUCCCUUCUGAUAACAUGUCCAAAGUAUGUGAGACGUAGUCUUGCCGUCCUUGCUUCUGAGGAACAUUCUGGUUGUACUUCUUCCAAGACAGAUUUGGUCAUUCUUUUGGCAUUGAGUAUGCAUUCAAAUGCAUAUGCUUUAAUAUCUGUUAUUUACCUGAUAUUCUUCCUGCCAAAACUGGUUGACAAUUGAAGUGUUUUGAGAGUGAAGCCAUGUGAAGUGAGUGGUUGAAAGUUCCUAUACUUUUUCCAGUCUUAUAAGUUAUGUUUGUUUAUGCUUGUGUGCUUGAAAAUAGAGCUUGUUUCAUAUUUUUUCAAUGAUAACCAAGCCUUACAGUCUAUGUUGAAGUUUUUUGACUUGAAAGAUUUCUGUAUAUGGAAUGUUCAAUUUAGUGUGUUCCUGAAAACAACAAAAAAUUAUGAAAAAUAGAUGUCCAACAUCACUGUGCUAGGGGAUAGUACCUAGGCACUCAGCUAACAUUAUCAGGGCGAAUGAUUGAAUUAUUCAUAUAAUGGUAUAUUAAACAUUUACAGUUUAAUGAGGUAGGGUCCUUAUUUGAGCAUAAGCUACAACAGUAACUCGAAUUCAGCCAUGUCUGGUGGAUCGUUGUAGGGAGAACAGCAAGGAGUCUUAUUUGCAUCUUUCUGAUGGAGAUACAGUUCAUCCUAAAGAAUAAGCAGGCAUGUUUCCCCAGUGGCAAGCAUGGGUUCCUGGUAUUAGUGGAGGUGACUAGGAUGAUGGCAGUACCCAGGGAUCAGAAAGAGGCAAGGUCAGGAAUCGGUGCCACCAGCAGAACUGGAAGCACUGAGAUAGCCUCUCUGGUAGGGAUAUCAAUGAACAUGAUUAGUCCCGUGGUGAUUAGUGACAGCAGUGGAGUGGUAAGAUACCUGCAUGUGGCCUCCCUGUAAGCAGACAUGGGGAAUUUCAUCAAAGGGAGCUGAUCCUGAAGAGGAAGAGAAUGGUUGAUUCUGUGUAAGAGGAGUCGUUAGCUGCCAGCUACCAUGGAGUCAGACCCCAACCCAUGGCGACCCCACGCACAUGAUGCAAAACACUGGUCCCGUGCCAUCUCCAUGAUCAGCUGUGGUUUGGACUGUUGGGAUCCAUAGGGUUUUCUUUUUCCUUUUUAAACUUUUUUUAUUGUUGCAGAGAAUAUACCCAGUAAAACAUAACAAUUCAACAGUUUCUACAUGUACAGUUCAGUGACACUGAUUACAUUCUUCAAGUUUUACAACCACUUUCACCCUCGUUUUCUGAGUUUUUCCUCGUUAACAUAAACGCACUGCCCCAAGCUUCUAGUUAAUCUUUAGAGUUGCUUUUGUCUGUUUGAUCCCAUAUAGAUAGAUCUUAGUUAAGCUAAACCAUUGUUUGGUUUUAAGAAGACUUCAGGAGAUAUUUUUGGUUUAAAGUUUAAAGAUUAUUUCAGGGCAAUAGUUUUGGGGAUUCAUUUAGCUUCCCAUGACUCCAGAAAGUCUGAUUUCCAUGAGAAUUUGAAAUUCUGUUCUGCAUUUUCCCCCUUUUGUGAUCUGUAGGGUUUUCAUUGGCUGAUUUUUGGAAGUAGGUCAGCAGGCCUUUCUGCCUAGUAUGUCUUAGUCUGGAAGCUCUGCUGAAACCUGUUCAGCAUCAUAGCAACACGCAAGCCCCCACUGACAAGAGAGGGUGGUGUCUGUGCAUGAGGUAUGUAGGCCAGGAAUUGAACUCAGGCCUCUUGUAUAGAAGGCAUGUAAGAGUAGAGUAGGAAGGCCGUAUUCAUGAUCCUAUGUGAGCCUUCUCCAGGGACACUCAGAAAUAAUUGGGGGACAUUUUGCAUGGGACUAGACAUCCUGUAUUAAAACCCCAAAAAAGGACUAGACAUCCUGCAUUAGCAGCUAGUAAUCCUUUUUAGGUGUCAAGCUAAGCACAAGACAUUAACUCAUUGAGCUGCUCUCAAUAUCCCUGAGAAGUAGGUUGUUAUUUUCACCUACUUUCCUCAGAACUUAACUUGCCUGAGGUCACACAGGUAGUAAGUGGCAGGUGUGUGUUACCCUGCCUUUUCUGAUUAAGUGAAGGAUAUUAAAUCAUGUGGGGAAAUGGAUGCUAUAAUAUAUAAAAGGAGGAAAUAGGAGUGGUGGUCAAAUCUACUAAAUGUUCUAAGCCUAAUCUGAGUGUUCUAAAUUUACAAGAAUAUUAAUGUGUUCUUUAAUUAUAUUAACAUGGUAAAGAGAGGACACUUAUUUUAAUGGGCCGUACGGGCUUCCCUCUAUCAUGGCAACCCUACGUAUGCAGAGUAGAACUGUUCCAUAGGGUUUUCAAAGCUGUGACUUUUGGAAGCAGAUUGCCAGGCCUACCUUCUGAGGUGACUCUGGGUGGGUUCGAACCCUUUUGGCUAGUAGUCAAGCACUUAACCAUUUGUGCCAUGCAGAGACCCUUAUUAUAAUGUCAAACCAGUUUAUGGUUACCAAAGACCACGAGAAGUUUACCAACAGUGGUCAGAUUAAUUCACCUGGAGAAAAAAAGUAGGGUAAAACAGAUCUGGGACAGCAUAAGCUAGCUGCGCCCCCCCCCACCCCCAUUUCGGGCCAAAAGAUUCUCAUCAAGAGAAAGAUGGAACUUUGAAUAAAAAAGUUUUAAAUUUUGGUGCAAAUAUAUACAACAAAACAUUGAUUAAUUCAACAGUUUACAGGCACCAUGCAAUGGUAUUGAUUACACUCUCCAUGUGCAUAAGCCUUAUCCUAUCUUUUUCCAAAUCUACUGCUAUUAUAAACUCAAUGCCUCCCCCCAGGCAAAAUUUUCCUCUCCCUCUCACGCAACUUGGCAUUUUUAGAAAAACCAUUUCUAAUAAUUUAAAAUAAGUUCUGGAUUUAUUUGAAUAAGUCCUUGGUUCUUGGGCCUUGGUGAACCUGCUGUAUGGUAAGUCUUGACAUUUGUCCCAUCUGAUCCACUUACUAGAAUAUCACUUCAGCUACAGUUUCAGUUGCAUGCAUCCCAGAAUUAAUAGGGAGUGAUGAAAAUGGACUAUAACAGGUUAUCCACUCUGGACAGCUGCCAGGAGAUAGGCAGUGGAGAGAACAACAAAUAUCCCCAAAAUGGGUUCUCAUCUACUUGCUUGCUGUUCACUGGACACCAUGUGAUUAUAUUUUGCUUAAUUGAAAAAAAUUUUUUUUAAUGUAUUUUUUUAUAGCUUUAAUGUAUGUCUGUGCUGUCUUCCCACAGGUUUCAUUUCUCCUUGACUAACCAUAGCAGCAAUAGCACUGAUAGCAGUAAUAGUAAUGGCAAUAAUAAGCAUUUUCUUUCUUCCUGUACCUUUUUGAUGUAUCCCCACUCCCAGCACCACUCAUAUAUGUGUACACACACCUCUAAACCUUGUAUUGAUAAUGGGUAAAGUUCUGUCUCUGGUUAGCAGAUGGCUCACUGGCAGGCAGCCCCAAGGUCAGCCCACCCCACGCAGAUAAAGUCAGAGGGUGUAGAGUUAUUUCAGGGCCUUGUCCUCUCAAGACAGUGAAUCCAGAGGAAAGCGCCCUUCUGGAGAUCCCCUGGGCUGUGCUUAUAUACAUGGGUGUGUUGACCAAUUCACAUCAAUUGUCAAUUUUGUUCUCCUGUUCCAUUUUUGUUCUGACGUCAGCUGCAUAUACACUUUUUCCUCUGACCCUAACCACACAGAGCUAGGUCAGACCUUACUGUUAAAGGUCACGGUCCUCCAGAUUGCCAAGUCUACCCAAGACUUUGGACACCAGCCAUAAGCUUGUAAGUCCCCAUGACACCCUCAUUUCUGACCUGUUGGCUACAAAUUCAGGAUUUUUCCACUACGCCUUCAGGAUGACACCUGUGAGCUCGGGGGCCCCCGAGUGCUCCCUUCACUUCUGACCUGGUGGCUGUGAAUUUGGGGGUUCCUUCUAACCUCUCAGGAUGCCAGCAUAAGCUUGAGCCCUGCAAGCACUCCCCCUCACUUCUGACCUGCUGACUUCCACUACUCCCUUGGGUUGACUAGAAUGACUCACAGAACUCAUGGAAAGUGCUAUAUUUAUGUUAGUUUUACUAUAGCAAAAGUAAUACAAAUGAGUUUCCUUGGGGGUGUGGCUUGCAUCCAAUAUAUAUGGAUGUUUUGGCAAAGCUCAUUCUCUUUCUUGAUCUGACUCGUCAUCCUCUGACCUUGGUUCUUGGGAUGUAAGCCAUCUGACCUACUGAUUUUGGUUUGUCAGCCCCUGUAAACAUAUGAGUCAGGAGAAGGCUCCACCUGACGCUUGACCCACAGAUUUGGGACUUGCCAGUCUCCACAACUGCAUGAGCCAUUUUCUUGAAAUAAAUCUAUAUAUUUACAUGAAUAUAUUUCACUGGUUUUGCUUCUCUAGAGAACCCAGCCUAAGACAGGCAUGAUUGACUCAUCACCCCCCACCCCCCAAUAUCAUGAAGUGGGCCUUUCCAGCCUGGCCAACCCUGACCUGAGUCACUUUAUUAGCAUAACCUGUUAGGUAAGAUGUGGUCUCGAGCCCUCAUCAAAGACACUUCAAUCACCAGGGAAAUUCCAAGAUUUUAGAGGUUAUUGCCCAGGAACCAAGGAUAAAGAACAAAUUUGUUAGGUAAAGUUAACCCCACACUCAGAAAUGUGCUUUACAGUAGAGUCUGGAUAUGCCCUGAGACCUUUGUAGUUCCCUGAUCCCAAAUCUUAGCAGAUCAUCUGAUCACUUUCAUUGUUAGUUGCCCUCUUAAAACAACAACAAAAAAACCCCAUUGCUGUCGAGUCUAUUCCUACUUAUAGGGGCCCUAUAGGGGACAGUAGAACUGCCCCAUAUGGUUUCCAAGGAGCCAUAUAGGUGCUCCAAAUCAUGUACAGGUUAUCCAGUCUAGACAGCUGUCUUCUAUGUGACGUUAUGUAUAACAGAACAAAAUAUUGCCUGGUUGUCUUAGUCGUCUAGUGCUGCUAUAACAAAUACCACAAGUGGAUGGCUUUAAAAUACAAAUUUAUUUUCUCACAGUUUAGGAGGCUAUAAGUCCAAAUUCAGAGCGCCGGCUCUUGGGGAAUGCUUUCUCUCUCUGUUGCCUCUGGAGGAAGGUCCUUGUCUAUUUAGCUCCCUCUCCCUGGUUGCUUGGAAAUUCCCAUGUGUCGUGGCAUCUAUCUUACCCCAUCUCUUUCAACUCGUAUUUUACUAUAAGUAGCAAGGAAAAACCACAAGCCCCCUUUAAGAUCUUGCUUAGAAAUCUCAUCCACCAUAUAUCCAAGUUGAUCACUUACAAGUUCUACCUUCUACCAAACAUUUGAACAUAAUUCAAACAAGUUUUCUGCCACUGCAUAAAAAGCAUUGCCCUUCCUUUGUUGUCCAGUCACAGGUUCAUCAUUUUGUUUUAAAGCCUCACCAGGAAGAAGCACAUUUAAUGUCUACAUUUCUAGCCACAUUCCCUUGCUGGCGCCGCAUGUAUUCUCUAAGACAAUAGAGUCGCUAUAGCUCCUCACUUCAUUCUGAGCCCUCACCAGAAUUGCCUUUGACGACCAUGAUUCUACCAACCGGCUCUUCAAGACUUUUACUAUUAGGUACCUUAAAAGUUUUUUAGCCUCUACCCAUUACCCAAUUCGAAAACUACUUCCACAUUUUAGGUAUCUGUUAUAGCAGCACCCCCACUUCUUGGUGCCAAAUUCUGUCUUAGAUGUCUAGUGCUGCUAUAAUAGAAAUACCACAAGUGGAUGGCUUUAACAAACGGAAAUUUAAAUUUUAGGAGGCUAGAAGUUCAAAUUCAUAGUGGCUGCUCUAGGGGAAGGCUUUCUGUCUAUGUUGGCUCCAGAGGAAGGUCCUUGUCUCUUUAUCUUUUGCCUCAUGGUUCCUUGGAGAUCUCCAUGUGUUUUGGCAUCUAUCUUACCCCAUCUCUGCUUCUUUGGCUUGCUUGUUUAAUCUCUUUUAUAUCUCAAAAGAGAUUGACUUAAGACCCACUCUACACUAAUCCUGUCUCAAUAACCUUAUAAAGACAGCCCAUUCCCAAAUGGGGUUAUAACCACAGGCAUAGAGGUUAGUAUUUACAAUGCAUAAUUUUGGGGGACACAAUUCAAUCUGUAACACCGGUCAUGUGCUGUCUUCAUGAUUGUUGGUAUUUUUGAGUCGUUUCAGUCAGUACAUCAAUCCAUCUCACCAAGGGCUUCCCUUGCCUUUGCCCAAUUCUCCACUUUACCAACCAUGAUGUCCUUUUCUAGAAAUUAGUCUUUCUUGAUGAUGUGUCCAAAGUAAAUGACCCAAAGUUUUGCCAUCCUCACUUCUAAGGAGAAUUUUGGUUGUAUUUCUUCUAAGAAUGAGUUGUUCAUUCUUUUGGCAGUCUACUGUAUGUUCAGUAUUCUUCACCAACAUUACAGUUUGAAUGCAUCAGUUCUUCUGCUUUCCUUUUUCAUUGACCAACUUUCACAUGCGUAUGUGGUGAUAGAAAAGACCACGGCUUGAGUCAGAUGCACCUUAGUCAUCAAGUGACAUCUUUGCUUUUUAAAACUUUGAAGAGGUCUUGAAUCAGAUUUGCCCAAUAUAAUGUGUUAUUUGAUUUCUUGACUGCUGCUUCCAUGGACAUAGUUGCUCCAAAUAGAAUGAAAUCACUGACAACUUUAAUUUCUUCACUAUUUAUCAUAAUGUUGUUUAUGGGCCUAGUCGUGAGGAUUUUUGUUUUUUUCACACUCAGGUAUAGUCCAUACUGAAGGCUGUAGUCUUUGACUUUAAUCACCACGUGCUUCAUGUCAUCUUCAUUUUUGGCAAGCAAGGUUGUGUGAUCUGCACACCGUGGGUUGUUAAUGAGUGUUCCUCCAAUCCUGAUGCCAUGCUCUUUUUCAUAUAGUUCAGCUUCUUGGAUUAUUGGUUCAAUAUACAGAUUGAAAAGUAUGGAACCCUGCUGCAUACCUUUUUCAAUUCAGAAACACGCAUUUUCCCCUUGCUCUUUUUGAAUGACUGUCUCUUGGUUCAUGUACAGGUUCUACAUGAGCAUGGUUAAACUUUCUGGAAUUCCCAUCCCUUCCUAAUGUUAUCCAUAAUUUGCUAUGAUCCACUCAGUCAAAUGCCUUCAUGUACUUGAUAAAACACAGGUAAACAUCUUCCUGGAGUUCUCUGCUUUCAGCCUCAGCCAAGAUCCAUCUGACAUCAGUGAUAUCUCUCAUUUUAUGUCCUCUUUUGAAUCUGGCUUCAACUUCUGGCAAUUCCCUGUUGAUGUAUAGCUACAGUCAUUUUUGAAUUAUGUUCAGCAAAAUUUUGCUAGCAUGUGAUUUUAAUGAUAUUGUUCUAUAAUUUCUGCAGUGCGUUUGAUCACAUUUUUUUUGAAAUGGACACAGAUACGGAUCUCUUCCAGUCAGCUGACCAGGUAGCUGUUUUCUAAAUUUCUUGAUGCUUCCAGUGUUGUAUUCGUUUGUUGAAGCAUCUCAAUUGGUAUUCUGUGAAUUCCUGGAGCCUUGUUAUUUCACCAGUGCUUCCAAUGCAGCUUGAACUUAUUCCUUCAGUACCAGUGGUUCUUGAUCAUAUGCUACCUCAUGAAACGGUUGAAUGCCUACCAGUUCUUUUAAGUACAGUGAAUCGGUAUAUCCCAUCUUCUUUUGAUGCUUCCUGUGUCAUUCAAUUUAUUCUUCAUAGAAUCCUGCAGUAAUUCAACUGAAGGCUUGAAUUUUCUAUUCAGUUCUUUUAGCUUGGGAAAUGCUGAUCACUUUCUUCCUUUUUGGUUUCCUAACUCCAGCUCUUUGUGCAUUUCAUCAUAAUACUUUACCUUGUCUUCUUGAGCUGCCAUUUACAAUCUCAUCUUCAGCUCUUUUACUUCACUUCUUCUGUUUACUUUAGCUACACUGUGCUCAAGAGGAAGUUUCAUUGUCUCUUCUGACAUUCAUUUUGGUUUUUUCCUUCUUGCUUGUAUUUUUAAUGGCCUAUCACUUUCUUUUUUUAAAAUAAUUUAUUUUUGUUGUUGAGAAUAUACACAACAGAACAUAUGCCAAUUCGACAGUUUCUAUAUGUAGAAUUCAGGGAUAUUGAUUACAUUCUUUGAGUUGUGCAACUAUUCUCUCCCUCGUUUUCUGAGUUUUUCCUCCCUCAUUAACAUAAACUUACUGCUCCCUAAGUUUCCUAUCUAAUCUUUCAAGUUGCUGUUUUCAUUUUGAUUCCAUAUACAUAAAUCUUAAAGGAGCUUAAUGCUCAAGGCAGACAUUCUUUACUAAGUUAAGCUAAACUAUUGUUUGGUUUUGAGAAGGCUUCAGGGGAUAUUUUUGGUUUAAGGAUUAAAGAUUAUCUCAGGGCAACAGUUUCAGGGGUUACCUAGCAUCCAUGGCUCUAAAUGGUCUGGAGUCCAUGAGAAUUUGUAAUUCUGCUCUGUAGUUUUCCCCUUUUGAUCAGGAUUCUUCUAUAGAAUCUUUGAUCAAAACAUUCAGUAAUGGUAGCUGGGCACCAUCCAGUUCUUCUGGUCUCGUGGCAGAGGGGACAGUUAUUCAUGGAGUCACGUAGCCUUACAUUCCACUUCCUUCUCCUAUUCCUGACUCUCCUUCUUUCUCUUGUCCAGGCAAAUAGAGACCAAUUAUUGUAUCUUGAAUGACCACUUGUAAGCUUUUAAGACCCCAAGCACUAUACAAUGAACUAGAAGGUGGAAGAAAAAUACUAAACAAGAUACUAGGCCAGUUAACUGGGAUGUCCCAUGAAACCAUGACUCUAAACCUCCCAACCAAGGAACCAAAUCCUAAGAGGUGUUUGGUUGUAUAUAAGGAGCCUCAGCAGCCACUCUGUGUGUGUGUAUCAGUGUGUGUGAUUGUUGUAAAUAUGUCUGUCACACAACUUUUGUUGAUUCAAAUUUUUACAAGUGUACAACUUCCUUUCAUUUUCUUCAUGUAUGAUAUAUUCUUGAUGUCUUCCCAUAACUCUUCUUGUCUUUGUCAUUAGUAUUUAGCACAUCAAAUCUAUUCUUGAGAUCUUUAAAUUCAGUUGCAAUUUUCAAGGUUAUACUUUGGCACUUGUGUACUUGCUUUCAUUAGCUGUGUUAAUCAAAUGGCUUCUUCAAACUGUUAACAAUUCUGUAAGUAUACGGUGAAACUAAUUCAUAAAGCUUUUACAUAUCUUUAGCUUUCUGUCUUUUUACCUAAUUCUUUUUUCCUUUAUGAUUUCCCUUUUGCACUAAGUGGUGGGAACAGUUGUUCAAAUUCUUUUUUUUUUGUUGUUUCAACCAUUUUAACCUGUGCCCUCUUUUGAUGAACAUAAUCCCAUUGUACUCCCACCACCCUCCAAGUUUGUGACACAUUAGGUGGUAGGCCUCCCUCUCCCGUUAAGACUAUUGAAUAGGAGUUAAAGAUGAUUUUUUAAAAAUAUUUUGUUUUAGAUGAAAGCUUACACAGCAAACUAGGUUCUUAUUUAACAAUUUUUAUACACCUUUACAUGCAUGUACAUGUACUUUCGUAUGCUUUCCUAUAUACAUAUUAUUUACCUAUGUAACCACAGACAUAUUUUUUGGUUGUUAUCGUUGUUGCAAAAUUGUAUAUGUGUAGCAUUUACUGAAAUUGUCCCUUUUUCUUGUGUACUUCUUAGUGUCUUUAUUUACCCUUGGUGAAGGUGUGUAAGAAUUCAUCCGUAUUUAGUAUUGCCUUUCCCAUGGCCAACAAUAACAAGUGUCUACUAUGUAGAAAAUAAUGCCCCCUCCCUCACCUCCCAUGCCUGGUAAUUUCAAAGAACAUUGCUUUGUGUAUAUCUAUUCUUGACUUUUUAAAUAGUGAGACCAUACAAUAUUUGGUUUUUUUGUGAUUGACUUAUUUCAUUCUGCAUAAUGUCCUUAAGAUUCAUCCAUGUUGUUUCUUUAUAGUUGUGUAAUAUUCCAUUGUAUGUAUGUACCACAGUUUGUUUAUCCAUUCAUCCAUUGAUGGACACUUAGGUCGUUUCCACCUUUUUGCUAUUGUGAAUAAUGCCUCAAUGAACAUAGGUGUGCAUAUGUCUAUUUGUUUCACUGCUCUUAUAUCUCUUGGAUAUAUUCCUAGGAGUGGGACUGUUGGAUCAUAAGGUAUUUCUAUUUCUAGCUUUUUGAGGAAGCACUGUACUGUUUUCCAUGGUGAUCUUACCAUUAUACAAUCCCACCAGCAGGAAGAGUAUGUAUAAAAUUGAAGUUGGUAUUUAAAUAUCCCAAGCGUUAGUGAAAAAGGUUCCUGGGUGGCACAACGCAGUUUGUGAUCAGCUGCUAACCUAAAAGUUGGUUGUUCAAACCCACCCAGUAUACCAUGGAAGAAAGACCUGGUGAUCUGCUUCUGUAAAGAUUAUAGCAAAGAAAACUCAAUGGAGCAGUUCUACCCUAUUACACGUGGCGUCCCCAGGAGUCAGAAUUGACUCAACAGCAGUGCACUUGGUUUUUGUUCUUUUUGGUUGUUGAGUGUUAGUGGCUUAAAAUUGAAAGAUUUUAUUAUUCUUUGAUGGGAUUUAAGGGACCUAGGAAUGCCCAAAUUUUGCCCUGCCAAUAACAGUAACUCAUGGGUUCCUGUGGGGAGCUAUAGCAGGCUAGAAAAUUAAAUUUAUCCUUUAUCAAAUCUCUAGAAACACCAGCAUGAAAUUCUAGUAAAACACUGAGUUGAAGACUGGAUUACGAGUAAGUAAAAAACCAAACCUGUUGCUGUUCAGUCAAUUCUGACUCAGUGACCCUAGAGGACAGAGUAGAACUGCCAUCCAAAGAGUGGCUGGCGGAUUUGAACUGCUGAGCUUUUGGUUAGCAGCCAAGCUCUUAACCACUGAGCCAGUAGGUCCCCCUAUAUGAUUUACCCCUUUCCUGCCCUCUUAAGUCAGCCUGGGCUCAGUGUGCUCUGGCAUGACUGGGAGUGGGUGGGGGAAGGCAAGGAAAGAGAUUGAGAAAUACUGGUAGAUGGCCAAUGCUAAAAGAAGGGCUCUGAAAUCACUUCCAACCCCACGUCACCUCAUCCUUCUCCCUGAUUGUGGAGCCAGGAGGAGAAAGGAAGAGCUCAUAGGGCUCUAGGGCCCUCAGCUUGGAUUCUACCUCAAGCCUCCAUCCUUUCUUUCUUCUUGGAGACUAAUAGAAUACUGGUAGUCCCCAACUUAUGACGGGGUCCUGUUCUGAUAUAAGCCAGCUCUGAUGUAAAUCAAAUACCUCAUUUUUUCCCCAUUAUUAUUGACUUUUAGUAUCAGUAUCUUUAUAAAUUUGAUCUUUGUCUUUGGGGGUAAAACAUUACAUAUAAACUUACAGAUAUGUUUUAACAUUUUAUGGAGGACAUAUUACUAAUGAAAGAUGUACCAAAAAAAAGGUAUGGUUCAUCAUAACUCGAAUAUGUGCUAGGUUGGGGACUACCUGUACUGUUUUGAGAUAUGAAGUUCCCUCAUUUCUGUGUUCUUAUUACCUUCCCUGUGAUAGAGACUUCCAAGAUAGCUGACUUCCUGAGAGAGCUUUCUGUUACUGUAGGUGCUGCCUCAUGGAGGACAGGGUUGGGGCAGUGAAAACUUAGAUUUGAAUCUGAAUGGAAUUAAUUUUUUUUUUCAAUUCAGCAAAGGAAUACAUGCACACACUUAAAAACAGAAAAUAUUCCUGAAGGAUUUAUGAUGAAAUUGACAGUCAAUAACCCCCAUCCUCCCUUUUUCCAGUCAGAUAGCUGCUUUAUGUAUCGGACUCCUGAGGUAAAUUUAAAUUAGAAUCAAAUUUCUUAUUUGGUAGGUUUACAUUGGAUUUACUUUAUAUAGAUCAUUGGAAUGGACUUGACGGCAAUUAACAACAACAAAGGUUGUUGGAAGAGAUAGCAUGUUAUGCUGCAUUUUCCUCAAGGUGAUCAAAGCAAUGAAGCCUUGUAGUGAAUUUAAAUGGCCACAAAUUAUUUGCAGUCCUUCGUGUCAAGAGUUGCUGUCUAUCUCUUUACCCCAUGAAUCUAUGUUGCCAUUGUGACUUGCUUUGACCAGCAGAAUGCUAGAGAAGUGACAUGGUUUGACUGCUGAGUCUCGGCCCCCAGGGGCAUUGCAGCUUCCAGCUUCGUGCUAUAUUUUUCAGAAUACUUUUAUGAAUAAACCUGAAUUGAGGAUAAUACCCUAGGUGGAGAGAGCAAUCACAUGGAGAGAGGCCCAGCUUUCCCGGCCCUUAUAACCAUCCCAACUGAGGCUCCUGACAUGGAGUGAAGUUGGUCUGCCUGUCAACUGUCCGCACAAGCACGUACCCAUAGAACAGAAGAACUACUGAGCAGAGCCCAGACUAAAUUGCCAAUCCCAAGAAUUGCGAGCAAAUUAAUGCUUGCUUAAAGUCACUAAGUUUUGGGGUUGUUACUCUGCAACAGAUUCACAAAUCAAAUCAUGUCCUCAAAUUUAAUCAAUAAAAAAUAAGCAUUUCCAAUUAACAAAUGAGCAAUUGUACCUAGGAGAGACACCCAUGAUGAAUGGGGCAGGUUGGUGGGUAAAUGAGACCGUUUAUGCAUUGUUCUCCUUUGUUGAACAGUCUCUUGUCCAUGUUCCCAUGUUGAAAAAUUUCAACACAUUUCUCAGAAUUAGAUUUGCAUAAUAGCAUAUUUAUCCAGUGGAAAAAGACAUUUUCUUUAGCUAGUGUUUCAAUAAAAUGCCUUUUUAUCUGACAUUUAAAUAAAAGCAGUCUGCAUUUCUCUGAUUUGCCUUCCUUUUGAGUAUUUAACCAUAGAGAUUAAAGUCAAAGACAAGAAAAAAAUAACUUUUGUUAAGCCAGAUGUUAAAUGCUGAGAAAGAAUGAUGAUAAUAGAAAGCUCUUAAUUGGUGAGGCUAAUUGCCACUGUGAACAAGUGCCUCCUUUGCCAUGAGUUAAGAAGAACUGCAUGGUGCCCAGAUACCAUUUCUGAAUAUUUUGAUCAAAGAUUCUACAAACCCUGAUUAAAAGGAGGAAAAUGCUGAACAGAUUUUCAAAUUCUCAUGAACUGUAGACUUUCUGGAGCCAUGGGGGCUGGAUGAACCCCUCCCUGAAACUAUUGCCCUGAGAUAGUCUUUAAAACUUAAACCAAAAAUAUCCCCUGAUAUUAAAACCAUAGUUUAGCUUAACCUUUGGGAACAGCAAGUUUAUGUUAAUGAGGGGGGAAUAAGCUAGAAAAGGAGGGUGAGAAUGGUUGCACAACUCAAAGAAUGUAAUCAAUGUUACCAAAUUAUAUUUGUAGAAACGGCUAAAUUGGUGUAUGUUUUGCUGUGUAUAUUCUCAACAACAGCAAAAUAAAAUUAAAAAAAGAAAAAGCUUUUAGACAACCUAAAACCCCUUUUUUUGGAAAGUCAAGAUGUAACAAGGAACAGGAAAUAGUAUGAGUGCUACACAAAUAGAAAAGGCAGGUCCAUUUAAACAAGUUCAGGAUCAAAAUAAAAAUUUGGUCUUUGAAGCUAUUUGAUUUGUGAAUAAAAAUAGUGACCACUAAUUAUUGUAAUUCUCACUAGUAGGGCUAGAAUUAAUAAUUACAACCUCUUUUUUCAUGAUGGUUUAGUGGUGUAAUUCUUUGGAUGUUUGCAUUCCAAAUUUCUUGUGUAUUUAAUUUACUAUUUUCUUAAUCAGAAUUGUGGGUCAGGAUCUCCACGCAUGCUGUGAUCUGUCCGUGGUACUUGGCAAGCUCACUAACGAUAUGAAGUUUCCCAGCCGGCCCUGAAAGUACAGUCAAUUUAAAGUUAUCUGAGGUGGUAAAACGGCAUGGAGAUCACACUCGUACCCGUUUAGAUCUGCACAGCACAUCAGAUAUUUAUAGACUGAAAAUACUUAGGGUUUAACUGUAUAUGGUAAGAUUCAAAGAAAGCCAAAAAGAAUUAAGGGACAGUUAUAGAGUUUCCAAGGAAAUUGUGUGUCAUUAUCUUUUUUUUUUUCUUAUUUUGUUGUUGAGAAUAUACAUAGCAAAGCAUACACCAACUCAACCAUUUCUACAUACACAAUUCAGUGACAUAGAUUACAUUCUUUGAGUUGUGCAACCAUUCUCACCCUCCCUUUUCCAGUUGUUCCACCUCCAUUAACAUAAAUUCACUGCCCCCUAAGGUUCCUAUCUAAUCUUUUGAGCUGCAGUUGUCACUUUGAUCCCAUAUAAAUAAUUCUUAAAAGAGCACAAAACUCAAGGCAAUGGGUCAUUACCUUUGAAGGCCUUCAACGUUUCCUUUCUUCUCUGAGAUGGUUAGCUUCCUUUCUAAGGUUGAAUAGUUCUUGUCUUUAGACUUGUGAUGAGUUCUUGUACAUAAAGCAGUAUGAUGUAGUGAUUAAAAACACAAAUAUUGAUGGAACCAUUCUAUAUCCUGAUUAUGGUGAUGGCUAAAUGAAAUUAUUCAUGUAUUAAAAUCCAUAGAAAUCCCUCCCUCCUUCCCCACCCCCCAAAAAACUAAACCUAACUCACUACCAUUGAGUCAAUUUCGACUCAUAGCGACCCAUGACUCAGGGACAGAAUAGGGUUUCCAAAGCUGUAAAUCUUUAUGGAAGUCAACUGCCAUAACUUUGUCCCACAGAGUGGCUGGUAGGUUCAAACCACCAGCCUUUUGGUUAGCAGCCCAGCUCUUUAACCACUGUGCCAUCAGAGCUCCUUCCAUAGAACUGUACAUCAAGAGGAAAAAAAAAAUCAAUUUAACUGUAUAAUUAAAAAAAAGUCAUAGUGUGGAGCUAGAUUGGUUGUGUUUGAAUCACAGCUCUAUCACUUAAUUGUGUGACCCUGGGUAAGUUAGUUUUACCUCAGUUUUCUUAUCUAGGAAACACUAAAUAAAUUACACCCAAUGUAGGGGGUAAUAGCACCUACAGCAUGAGGUUGUUAUAAGGAUUGAGUUAAUAUAUAUAAAGCACUUAAAACAGUGCCUGGACCAUGUGCUACAUAAGGGGUAGCUACUAUGAUUAUUAUAAGAAUUAUAUAAGAAUAUAAAAGAAUAAAAAGAAGGUAUAUGGGCUAUGUUAUGAUUAUAGUAACUAUAAGUAGUCUGAAAUACAACUUCCUGAAUGCAAAGUGCUGUCUUUAUGCAGGGAAGGAAGAAACUCUAGAAUAAGUGUAAAUGCUACUACACAGAAUUUAAGUCUCCUCUUUUGCUAUUUUCCAGGGAAGGCAAAAACCAGCUAGCCACACAGACAAAAACCCCUCACUCUCCUAAUUCAUUCAUGCAUUAAAUGCCUACUAUUUUCCAAUGACUUAAUGAAAAGUCAGGAAGAAUCUUGGCAAUCUUUUGCUUUCAAAAUCACCUGACACGUGAUUCACUUAUUUUUUUUUUUUGUGGUCUUAUUUUUCUCAGAUUUACUGACAAUGUCUGUGAUUAAGUAUCUACCUAUUACUCCAUCUUCCAAUGAGAAUAUCAAUACCAAAUAAACUCUUCUUCUAGCUGGACUAUCCAGAAGGGAAAUUCUGAGAAUUACUUGGGAAGUAAAAUGCUGCUUUUGAAAAACAGGAACCUGGAGAUCUAAGCAGUGGGUGUUUUGAGGAUGAUGUAGAUAUACUUUGGAGUAUUCAGGUCAUGAAACCCGGGGAGCUAUUCUCUACAUGAGAGAAUAAAGAUGCCCUUUGACAUGAAGGGAGAAGGUGAGGCAUCAUUCCGACAUGGUGUUAAAAUAGUAAUCCUGAACCAUUCCCCACCCCCACAGGGCAUUACACCAUGGAGAGACAUUAAGAGUGGGCAGAGGUACUAUUUAUUGGAUUCACAUGAAUUUGAAGCCUUGCUUUUCAUGUUUAAACAUUACUCUUUGACAGUUGAGAGAAAACAAUCCCCCUGGGAGGAGGAAAGCAGCCAAGAGAAAAUGGAACAGUCGGAGAAAGAAUGGAAAUGAUUCUAUUGCUCCACGACGCAGAGCCAAGUGGGAGGGAGGCCAGGGUAAAUGAUCAGAGGCUGUCUCCGAAACAGCCUGCCGCAGCUUGAGCACUGGGGGCCUGCUCGGUGAAGCAGUACACAGCUCUGCUGUGGCUGCCACAGCUGGGGCUCCAAGUUAGUCAUCUGCAGAAACGAGGCUUGAUCUCCAUUUUGCAGGAAGUGUCCUAAUGACCAAGAAACACAAGCACACAGGACGGCAUCUGCCUUCCACUUCUCCUCGGUUGUCACGGGAAGUGAGUGUCGCAAGUAACAUACACGAAGUUAAACACUGGGAAACUACCAGUAAAGCCCUGGAGAUUCGUAGGGCUUGGCAUUUAUGGUGCUUAAAAAUACAAAGUACAUUACAACUUCAGUCUGUUUCAGUAACUUUGAAGAGGAUGCUGUUACUCUAGCUUUAUCAGAGGUAGAAAAGCAGAGAUUACUUCUAAGUGCAAAUUUUUAAAAACACAACUUUCAGCCUGUUGUAUCAUAGGAGUCAUAAAGCCUUUGAUGGCACGUUUCACUUCCUUUGACUGUCUUUAAUACUAGAGAGGUGUGACAUGCUUAACACCGCAAAGGCUGCAGAGCUUGGUAAACAAUCUAGUAUAAACUUGCUCAGUUGCUUUCAAAACAACCUCUAUUCCGUGGAAGUGAGGGGGAUGUCCUGACAUUUUGCCAUUAAAGGGCCCACUACCUCCAGAACCUCACCAUAGUGUAAAUGAUUACUGAUUCCAGGGAGGUCUCCAUACUCAGAUUAAUGGAUUAAGAGAUAUCAACAAACUGGCUAAUGCUCAAAAACCAAAACUGUUGUUAACAGAAUUUUCUUAAAAUCCACGGUGGAGCACAGAAUAGUCCAGCAGUAACCCUGGGCUAUAUUAGUUUGGAAGAACAUGGAGUAAGUUAAUACCAGGUCAUAGCAAAGGCCCUCAACUAAGUCUAGGCACAGGGUGUCUUUUCUGAGUUAUUGUAACCACCCUUCCCUGGCUUGCUUUCCUGCCUGUUUUUAGUCAGAAUUAUAAACGAAUAGAACUGGGAACCCUUCAACGUGAACUAGUUUCAUAGGUGAGAAAAUUAAGACCCAAAGAGAUUAAUAUAACUAAAGAAACUUAAACUUAGCAAAUUGAACUAUUCAAAACUCCUAGAAAGGUACCUUGGAACAUUUUUAGGUAGAGUCCAACUUUAUGAAACAAAACUGUUGAAUUUUAGAGGUAAACGAGACCUAAGAAUAUGAUCUAUGGACAUUUAAAAAUAGAAUCUUUGCUAGUCAAGAGGCCUAAAAGCCUGGAGAGAAGAAGGAAUGUUCUGCUUUCUAAAAUACCCAAGUUGUCAGGGUAAUAACCAUGUUAGUUUUGAGGUUCUGUAUUUCUCUAAAAAUGCCAAAUAUACCAUAUUUUCUUCAUUCUAUGUAUAGAUUCAGGUAUUAGCUCUAAAUUAGGAACUCUUGUUCUCAACAGAAGAUAGAAAUAUAAUGGCCAUACAAAUGAGUGGUAUUUUGUUCUCUACAAAAUGAAACAAGCAAAAUAACUAGAAAUCAACUUCCAAUCAGGUUUCUCAAUUUGGGAAGCCACCAUCCUCUAGAAGUACACUGGGAAAUAUUGAGGGUUCUUUUUGGGUGUCACAAUGACUGGUGGGGGGGAGGGGAGAGGCAGUUGCUACAGGAAAUCAGUGUCUGGGGACCUGGGAUGCCAGGCACAAAGUUUUGCAGACAAAAAAAAAUAUUCUCUUUCCCAAGAAACCCAAAGUGCCCAUUUUGAAAGACUAUGAAAAUGAGAUAUACAAAGUUAUUACAGGUUGCAUCUCAAAAUUUUUUCCUUUAUCUUUAUUCUAAGAGGAGUUAUUGAGAAUAGCGGUAGAAGGAAAGGCAGGAAAGUGUGAAAUAUGUAGGGGCUCCCACACAACAACCCACAGACUGGCAGAAAAUACGUAUCUCUAUUACCUUUAUGUCAAACCUCAGAGUCUUCAAGAAGUUCAUGCAUCUGACUGCAUUUCAGCCCAGCUUAUUCAUCUAGCAUUUAUUUCAACAUUAGGAUCUAGGACUUGACUUGCCAAUUAUUUGUUGUGAACAGCUGUAGUACUACUUACUCACCUAGGGAUAACAAAAGGUUGACUUCCGAUUGAUGUAUUUCUUAGGUUUAACUAUAGUAAAUGUUACCCAAGGUUUAACAGGUUAAAUAUAACACAGGCAAAUGUAAACACAAUGGUUCAAGUGCUCUUACAGUUGCAGAAAAGAUAUAGCUUGAAUUCUUUUACCUAAGCUGUUAAGGCAUUUUUAAAUUGUAUAAGGUGGCCUUCUAAUUGUUGUCCAGAAUCCACUCUCCUCUUCUUUCCUUAAUAAAAACCUGAAAUGAUUCCUUUUUCCCAGGUUCCCUGUGGGUAAGUGUGGCCAUGUGACUGUUGACCAACGAGCUGUGUGAGCUGAAGUGAUGUUUGCAACUUUUUUUUUUUCUUUUUUCUCCUUCUUUUAAAUAGGGAAGUUGCUUGCCUUCCAUUCUGUCCCCAUCUUCCCACUUCUUGGGAAAUGAUGACAAUUUGAAUGACCACCUUAUACUUGGGGAUGGAAGCCAUGCAGUGUUCUACCAACGGGAUCCUUGGAUGACUACACGGAGCAGAGCCACGUACGCACUAUUUCAGCCAAUGUAUUUAGAGAAACUGGUUUUCUGCCAUUUUUUCAUAUGCCAACUGCUAAACUGUCAACUGUAGACUCCAAAUAGGAAGAAAUCACAACUGGUGUCAAUUAAAAAAAAAAAUAGUGGGAGAAACUUGAA
Molecule: messenger RNA, 29543 nt
Organism: Loxodonta africana (African savanna elephant)
Lineage: Eukaryota; Metazoa; Chordata; Mammalia; Proboscidea; Elephantidae
Gene: REST
Product: RE1 silencing transcription factor
Exons: 4
Coding region: 257-3460 (1067 amino acids)
Biological process (GO): negative regulation of neuron differentiation; negative regulation of DNA-templated transcription; positive regulation of transcription by RNA polymerase II
Cellular component (GO): nucleus; transcription repressor complex
Molecular function (GO): DNA-binding transcription repressor activity, RNA polymerase II-specific; transcription cis-regulatory region binding
Source: RefSeq, a predicted model, not a curated record